GACCUCGCCCGAUGAGCCAGCGUGGCACCAAGAAAACACCAGCCCCGGCUACUGGCCCCGGCUGGUCCCUCCCCUGGGAGGAUAAAACAAAUGGUGGCGGCGCGGAUAAAACGCCGUUACGUUAAAAAUCACGGCUUGUCGUUUGGCAAGAAGAAAACCCGGAGGAUAACCAGUCGGAGCUGGAGGCAAUGCCACUAGGCCGGCUGGAGUAAGGAAGAGGGACGCAAGGGCCCUAAAAAGAAAGAGAAGGCUCCAGGGGUAGGGUUUUACAGUUGCCUCGUGGUUAUAACUUUCCCUGUACCUAGAGACCUUAGAGCCGGCACAACGCGGCCACAGAAACUCGCCCAGCCACCGUCGCGGGCGCGUCAGAGAGUAGCAGAUGCGACUGCUCGAGGGACUGGCCCGUGCGCGAACACGGGUCAGCGCCUAACGGCACUGACGUUAAUAUACUUAUCUUAUCUUACCCCUCUCCCCUGCAGUACGUCUGCAGCGAAAUCUUGCGAAUCUUUCCGCGCUCCACGCCUUAUUUCCGCCCUCCUUACCAGCCUAAGAAACGAAACGUUCAACGCAACCAUUCCGUUCUGGCAAUAAUGCCUGUGCCGCAUGACCGCGCAGGCCGAGUCAAGCGUGUGCGGGCACUACCAGAAAAGAGCGUGCUUGACGACGUCCUAUAUCUCGGCACGGUUAAACGACAUCAUGCCCUACCGCAGAACGGCGACGACGACGUCGUAUAUCUCGGUACUGUCAACCGAGGUCACGCCCUGGAAGAAGCGGUUUGCGUUGGUAGUUCAACCGUCCAGAAUACGGCCGGAGGACGACCCGCGGACCAAAGAACCAAAGCCCGAGCGAGGACUUCGAGUAACCGGGGCCCUUCACGCCCGAAGCGCCCAUCUCACGGAGGCGCUAUAUCGACGCCGCAUCCCCUCCGAAACCGCCGGCGAUCCAACGCGCCAUACCGAAAAACCAGGAUCCCUCCUCGCAUAGUGGAUGGAUUGGUUAAAUUGGGUUGGUCGCGACGUUUGGAUAGGGGGUGGCAAGAGGUUUACGGCUCGUUCAGCCGCACCGGUCGCUUCUGUUACUGGCUUGAUACUGCCAAGUCAGACCCGAUUGCCCAGAAGGACGUUCAAUAUGUUACGCGCUUUGGAGGCAUGACAGCGCAGCAAGUCAAAGCUGAAGUCUACCGUAUCUUAGAAGCGGCGUCCAGGGAUAUCGGCGUUGUGUGA
This is a messenger RNA of Gaeumannomyces tritici R3-111a-1, 1223 nucleotides long. RefSeq lists its product as hypothetical. The transcript has a single exon. The record is from RefSeq and is a predicted model, not a curated record. NCBI's taxonomy places the organism in Eukaryota, Fungi, Ascomycota, Sordariomycetes, Magnaporthales, Magnaporthaceae. Bases 591 to 1223 code for a protein of 210 amino acids.